Molecule: messenger RNA, 1116 nt
Organism: Aspergillus alliaceus
Lineage: Eukaryota; Fungi; Ascomycota; Eurotiomycetes; Eurotiales; Aspergillaceae
Product: 60S ribosomal protein uL13
Exons: 5
Coding region: 188-796 (202 amino acids)
Biological process (GO): negative regulation of translation; translation
Cellular component (GO): ribosome; cytosolic large ribosomal subunit
Molecular function (GO): mRNA binding; structural constituent of ribosome
Source: RefSeq, a predicted model, not a curated record
GACCUUACCCAAGCCGCACAUUAGCCUCGCUUAGCCAGCGUGCGAACUCAUCCGACUUCGUUGUGUGCGUAGAACCUGCCCACAACGACAACAACCGCCGACAACAUACAUCCCAAGGGAGUAUCCUAGAGCAGCGCUCUUCCUUUCGCUGGAUAUUUUCCUAUAAAAACGGUGACAGAAGAGCAGGAUGUCCUCCACCGAGCCAGUCGUCGUCAUUGACGGCAAGGGACACCUUCUUGGUCGCCUGGCCAGCACUGUCGCUAAGCAGCUGCUCAACGGCCAGAAGAUCGUCGUCGUGAGAUGUGAAGCCCUCAACAUCUCUGGCGAGUUCUUCCGCGCGAAGCUCAAGUACCACGCCUACCUUCGCAAGAUUACUCGUUUCAACCCCACUCGCGGAGGUCCCUUCCACUUCCGUGCUCCCUCUCGCAUCUUGUACAAGGCCGUCCGUGGAAUGAUUCCCCACAAGACUGCCCGCGGUGCUGCUGCUAUGGAGCGCCUCAAGGUCUUCGAGGGUGUCCCUCCCCCCUAUGACAAGAAGAAGCGUGUCGUCGUCCCCCAGGCUCUCCGUGUCCUCCGCCUCCGCCCCGGCCGGAAGUACUGCACCGUCGGCCGUCUCAGCCACGAGGUUGGCUGGAAGUACCAGGACGUUGUUGCAAGACUCGAGGAGCGCAGAAAGGUCAAGAGCAGUGCAUACUACGAACGCAAGAAGGCCGCUCGCCGCCAACUCGUCCAGGCGCAGAAGUCGGCUGGUGUCAGCGACCAGACCAAGAACCAGCUUGCUCAGUACGGAUAUUAGAUACCUCAUUGCGCGGCUGGUUACUUCUGUCUUUGAUGGGAUGGUUGGAGGAUCGCAAACGGUUUUCUUUCAGCGAAGUGUUUGGACGGCGAACCGAUCGACCUUUUUCUCACUGUCCCUACCCUAUCAUGAAUAUUCCACAAUGAUUAUGUUGUGACGCACAUGGCUGGAGAACCCGAUUCUUAAUAUUAAAAAAUACGGAGUCGCUUGGGAUGGAAGGUUGUUCAAAAUAACCGACAUAUAUUUCGCGCCGUGGCGGUUUAAUCCAAAGAAUUUUCUUUCCGAGUUAAGAAUGACUCUACGACCAGUUAUUGUGUCUC